This is a messenger RNA of Eurytemora carolleeae, 813 nucleotides long. RefSeq lists its product as uncharacterized. The coding region runs from base 388 to 813 and encodes 141 amino acids. The record is from RefSeq and is a predicted model, not a curated record. The transcript is spliced from 9 exons. NCBI's taxonomy places the organism in Eukaryota, Metazoa, Arthropoda, Copepoda, Calanoida, Temoridae.
UCAAAGAAUAUCUUCCUGUCGUCUCUCAACUGUCAUGUUUCGUGGGACGUGGAAAUUAACGGAGAUGUAAUAUGUUAAGAGGAUACAGUCCUGGAGAAGAAGGAUCAGAAGAAAUCUAUUCUAGUUGUGGAUACAACUCCAGGUCUAGAUCUCCAGGAGGUUCAGGAACCAGGUAUAGAUCUUCAGGAGGGUCAGGAAGCAGGGCAGGACGAGGAGGAUCGGAGAACCCUCCUCACCUUGGAUUCUAGCUCAGAAGGGGCUCCGAUUUCAUUGAGUUUUGGAGCUUUAAAGCGAACAACUUCUUCAGCAACCGGGUUUAGGAGAACAAGCUUUUCCAGUGAUCAUAGAACUUAUAUUUCCUUUAGUUCUCCGGAUCCUGACAGACCAAUGAGUACUUUACCCCAGGAUGUGUCCGACACCGAUCUAGAAUUAGAAUACAGUUCAAGUAUCACAGAGAUGGCCGAGUCAAGGAAACCGAAGAGAAGGACUUCUAAUAGUUCUAGUGUCAUGAGCAGGACGGGUCGGAGUAGAACAGGACGGAGUAGGACGGGUUCGAUUCAUACAGCCAUAUCUUCUCUCCAAUCUGACUCAACAUACGAGGCUUUAAAACUCCACAGAGAGGUAUUGGGUAAGGUGAAAUACCAGAUUUGGCCUCUUGACAGGAAACUAAGAGUUCUUCAACAGGCGAAACUAUUUCUAAAAAAACACCAAACAGAAGUAGAAUCCUUACUAAGACAGGAAAAAUCUUUUGCGAGUUACAUAGAGCAGGGUAGAUUAUGGCUGGUUUCAAGCACAGGACAGCUACUUAGGUAG